CCCGGCCAGGACGGGGUCGACAGAUCGUGGGCCUGAGAGGAGGCUCCAAGAUUUCUCCAGAUUGCAUACGCGCUCAAGACAUUUCAGCUGAAUGUGCUCCUGUCUUGUUUCUCUGUCUGCUCGAUCGACUACUACUAACUCUCUAUUUCUCACCGUUGCACUUUACGCACUCUUUGAGCACUACUCGUCGCCUCUCGUCGCGUCAGUUGAAAGGUGGAGCGAUUUGUCAACGCGAGGAUUGCAAUGAAUGAUCAUUAAAUAUACGUAAGAUCAAAAUUACAAAUUACAUUUUACAUUGUAUCUUUGCCAUAAUAUUUUUUUCUAAGAUAUUCCUCAUUUUUACAUUAUAAUUUACUUUUAGCUGUUUCAAAUCGCAUAAAGUUAAAAUCGAGAGACAAGUUUCCAUCUUCUCCGAUUAAUCGAUACUCAAAACUUGAAGAGCUCAACUGUGAUCUCUCUCUUCGCGCUACCCUCAACUGUGUCGCGAGAGGUUCCAGGACCAGCAGAAGGAUCAGCCAACUCGGACAUGGGGCGUCUUGAAAUUGCUCAUCUCUCUCUUGAUCUCUUUCUUUCUCCCGCACAUACCUGUCCUAUUUCUUUUGUCUGUUUCUUCUCUUUCUAUUUUUUCUCUUUCUCUCGCUAUCUAUCUCUGUGUGCCUGUGUGCGCCGUGGUGCAUGAACCGAACCGCAAUGCAGUUCAACAGCUUCGAGCAGCUCUGCAUCAACUUCACCAACGAGAAGCUGCAACAGUACUUCAACCAUCACAUGUUCGUGCUCGAGCAGGAAGAGUACGAGCGCGAGGGUAUCACGUGGGUCUUCAUAGAUUUUGGCAUGGACUUGGAGCCGACGAUCAAUCUGAUCGAGAAGGUAAAGCGAUCGGGUCUGCGCGGGACACGGGCCCGAUCUGGAUCGUCCGGCUGCGAUCCAGUAACCUAAAGCUCUCGCUUGAAUCCAGCUUGCCUGCGAGUUGCUGCACCGUUGCUGUUUUACGCUCAUCUACGUUGUUCACCUGUGUGUGUAUGUAUUCGAUCACGUGUGUGGGUAUAGAUCUCCCUUGUAUCGGAUGUCGCAGAUCUGACGCGCAAAAUUUCGACUGUAGAUCCUUAAAGGAUUGGUAAUUAAAGCCUUGAUGGAUAAGAAUGAGUUGAUUUAUACAGUAUGAUUAAUAGAACGUAUUUUGGAUUUUUCAAUAAUUGAAAAUUUGCGCGAAUGGAUCCGUAACGUUGCUUCAGCAUUGAAUGAAUGGGAGGAUCGAUGUAUCGGGAAUGAGAUCAUUGCGCUCCGACGAUAUAAUAAAUGCC
This is a messenger RNA of Ooceraea biroi (clonal raider ant), 1301 nucleotides long. RefSeq names its product myosin-7-like. Gene Ontology annotation, cellular component: membrane; myosin complex; cytoplasm. Gene Ontology annotation, molecular function: ATP binding; actin filament binding; microfilament motor activity. NCBI's taxonomy places the organism in Eukaryota, Metazoa, Arthropoda, Insecta, Hymenoptera, Formicidae. The record is from RefSeq and is a predicted model, not a curated record. Gene Ontology annotation, biological process: actin filament organization.